Molecule: messenger RNA, 2841 nt
Organism: Striga hermonthica
Lineage: Eukaryota; Viridiplantae; Streptophyta; Magnoliopsida; Lamiales; Orobanchaceae
Source: the annotation of a GenBank genome assembly
AUGGAGUGGGUCCAUGGUCGAACUCCUCAUUUGAAGCUACCGAGAACAAAAGACGUGCUUGUAAAUGGACACACAGUGAAGGUGAAAUUCUGUGACACGUGUUUGCUCUAUCGUCCUCCUCGAGCAUCUCAUUGCUCCAUCUGCAACAACUGUGUUCAAAAAUUUGAUCAUCAUUGCCCGUGGGUUGGUCAGUGCAUCGGUAUACGAAAUUACAGGUUCUUCUACAUGUUCAUAACAACAUCAACAAUACUGUGCCUUUAUGUUUUCGUUGUCUCAUUUUACAACAUCGUCCACUGCAAUGGUAGUGUUUGGAAAGCCAUGUCACAUGAUUAUUUGUCAGAUGUCCUCGUUGUGUACUGCUUCAUUUCUUUCUGGUUCGUGGGUGGCCUCACAGUUUUCCACUUCUACUUGAUUAGCACAAACCAGACAACAUACGAGAACUUUCGAUACCGAUAUGAUGUAAAGGACAACCCGUACAACAGGGGGACGAUCAACAACUUCAAAGAAGUUUUCUUUUCCAAAAUCCCGCGCUCGUUGCACGAUUUUCGCGCAAUAGCCGAAGAAGAAGAUGAAAGCAUGGCAGUAAAUCGCGAUUUCACGGUGGAUACUAAUUUGACGAGCUCGAAAGAGAAAAUCGAUAUCGAGAUGGGUGGCAUUUUUUCGGACAACAGUAGUCUCACGCUUCCCGAUAUUCUGCGUAAUUUGGAGUACGAUGGGAUAGAGGAGAGUGUGAAGCAAAGGGAAGAGAAAAAGCCAAGAUACCCAGAACAAGACUUUCCCCUUUGCUUGUCCAUUUUCAGGCUGCAGAAGAACUGGAUACACACUAAGGGAGAAAUGGGUACAUUUACUCGGUUGCACAGCCUUUUGCUUUGCUUUCUCAUUGUUCAGAGUUCAUCAUUUCAAUCUUCUGCUACUGGGAUUGAAGCAAACCAGACAGUUGCUCUUCUCGUAAAUGCUUCUGAAGCAUCGGCUAAAAAGAUACCAUCGACCUUGUUCGGUAUAUUUUUUGAGGAGAUAAAUCAUGCUGGGGCUGGAGGAUUAUGGGCAGAGCUCGUCAGUAACAGAGGAUUCGAAGCUGGUGGACCCAACACGCCUUCGAAUAUUGAUCCAUGGUCGGUCAUUGGUGGCGAAUCAUAUCUAAUUGUAUCAACUGAACGUUCAUCAUGUUUCGAGCGGAACAAAAUCGCUCUAAGGAUGGAGGUUCUUUGUGAUUCCAAAGCAUGUCCUGCUGGUGGAGUUGGUAUUUAUAACCCUGGUUUUUGGGGAAUGAAUAUUGAACAGGGAAAGGCCUAUAAAUUAAUUCUCUAUGCUCGUUCGUUGAGGCCAAUUGACGUAACUGUGUCAUUAACUGGGUCGAGUGGAUUGACACUGGCUACAGCUAACAUUUUGGCUUCUGAUGUUUCGAAUUGGACUAAGUUUGAGCUUACUUUACAAGCAAAAGGAACUGAUCCAAAAGCAAGGCUUCAACUGACAACUACCAAGAAAGGUGUUAUAUGGUUUGAUCAAAUAUCUCUGAUGCCCAUAGAAACAUACAAGGGGCACGGUUUUCGCCAAGAUCUUUUCAAGAUGUUGAAAGAUUUAAGCCCAGGAUUUAUUAGAUUUCCAGGUGGUUGCUUUGUUGAAGGUGGAUGGUUAAGGAAUGCAUUCAGAUGGAAAGAAACUAUCGGGCCAUGGGAGGAAAGGCCGGGCCAUUUUGGUGAUGUUUGGCAUUAUUGGACUGAUGAUGGAUUUGGUCAUCUCGAGUUUCUCCAGCUUGCUGAGGAUUUAGGCGCGGCACCAAUCUGGGUAUUCAACAAUGGUAUCAGCCACAAUGAUCAAGUCGACACUUCCAGCAUUGCACCAUUUUUACAAGAAAUUCUGGACGGUAUUGAGUUUGCCAGAGGUGAUUCUAAGUCAAAAUGGGGUUCUGUUCGAGCCGCAUUAGGCCAUCCGGAACCCUUUGAUUUGAAAUAUGUCGCGGUUGGAAAUGAGGACUGUGGAAAGAGAAAUUACCGAGGAAAUUACCUCAAGUUCUAUGCCGCCAUUAAAAAUGCAUAUCCGGACAUCAAAGUAAUAUCAAACUGUGAUGGCUCCUCCCAGCCAUUGGAUCAUCCAGCUGAUUUAUACGAUUAUCAUAUUUAUAGCAGCGCAAAUAAUGUCUUUGCUUCGGCCCAGAAAUUUGACCGAGCAUCACGAAAUGGUCCAAAGGCAUUUGUGAGUGAAUAUGCCGUCACUGGGAAUGAUGCAGGAAAAGGUAGUCUUUUGGCGGCUCUAGCUGAAGCUGGUUUUCUUAUUGGUCUUGAAAAAAAUUGUGAUGCCGUAGAAAUGGCGAGCUACGCACCUUUAUUUGUGAACACCAAUGACAGAACGUGGAAUCCCGAUGCAAUCGUUUUCGACUCGUCUCAGCUGUACGGGACUCCUAGUUACUGGAUGCAGCACUUUUUCAAGGCCUCGAAUGGGGCCACACUUCUUAGUUCGACCCUGCAAUCGAACCCUUCGGGUACUCUUAUUGCCUCUGCUAUCACUUGGAAAGAUACAGAUAACAAGAAGCACUUGAUGAUAAAGGUGGUGAAUUUUGGAAGCAAUACUGUGACACUUCAAGUUUCAAUUGUGGGAUUGGAGGUGAACUCUUUGCAAUCGUCCGGGUCGACAAAGACCGUAUUAACUUCAAGCAACGUGAUGGAUGAGAAUUCUUUCCAAGUUCCCAAUAAGGUUGUACCGAGUAAAGCUGACAUGGACGAUGUAGGGGAGGAAAUGGACGUUGUUCUUUCUCCUCAUUCUCUAACAUCACUCGACUUGUUAAUAGAUUCGGAAACUAUUCGGCUUGUGGGGUCUGAUCCUGUCGAUAAAUCUUCGUACUAA